Messenger RNA from Xenopus tropicalis (tropical clawed frog), 2549 nucleotides. RefSeq names its product abhydrolase domain containing 4 (gene abhd4). The record is from RefSeq and is marked provisional. NCBI's taxonomy places the organism in Eukaryota, Metazoa, Chordata, Amphibia, Anura, Pipidae. Gene Ontology annotation, biological process: glycerophospholipid metabolic process. Gene Ontology annotation, molecular function: hydrolase activity.
CCUGGACUGCGGCAGGCCGCUCCUGUGAUGGCCGAAGAGCUGGAGGAACACAAUCAGAAUUGGCUGACUGGCUGGAUUCCAUCGUGGUGCCCAACAUCCAUGUCCAAACUAAAGGCUGUUGAGUCAAGGAUCCUUCAGUGUAUCAAGAACAAAUUUUCUGCUCAGUAUGUAUCACUUCCUGACCAAAACAAGAUAUGGACACUGACGGUGAGCCCUGAGCUUCAGAAGAAGACCCCUCUGGUUAUGGUCCAUGGCUUUGGAGGAGGUAUAGGGUUGUGGAUCCAGAAUUUAGACCACUUGAGUUCUAGUCGGACUUUACAUGCCUUUGACUUGCUGGGAUUUGGACGUAGCUCCCGUCCAAACUUUCCUAGCGAUCCGGAAGGAGCAGAGGAACAGUUUGUGUCAUCCAUCGAGCAAUGGAGAGAGCAAAUGGGAAUUAGGAAUAUGAUUCUCCUAGGGCACAGUUUGGGAGGAUUUCUGGCUGCCUCUUAUUCCAUCAAAUUCCCAGAGAGAGUAAAACACCUCAUUCUUGUGGAUCCAUGGGGUUUCCCCACUAUGCCAACAGACCCCAGUGAAAUCCGUUCACCUCCAACAUGGGUAAAGGCUCUGGCUGCUGUGCUUGGACGCUCUAACCCUUUGGCAGUUGUAAGGGCAGCUGGACCAUGGGGUCCAGGGUUGGUACAGAGGUUCCGUCCAGACUUAAAAAGAAAAUUUCAAGAGUACUUCGAAGAUGAUACCAUUAUGGAAUAUAUCUACCACUGCAAUGCCCAAACACCCAGUGGCGAGAGUGCUUUCAAGACCAUGAUGGAGAGGUUUGGCUGGGCCAAACGUCCCAUGAUGUCCAGAAUUAAUCAGAUCCCUAAGGACCUUCCAAUAACAUUCAUUUACGGAGCAGAGACUUGGAUUGACAGAAGCACUGGAGAGAGGGUCAAAGAGGAACGGUCAGACUCCUUUGUGAAGACAUUGGCAAUCAAAGGAGCCUCCCAUCAUGUGUAUGCCGAUCAGCCAGGUACCUUCAAUGCUGUUGUAGAAGAGAUUUGUGAUGCAGCUGACUGAGAUCGCCUUCCAGAAAAUUGAAGAAGGGCGUUGGCUUGAUCUUUGCAACGUACAAAAGAGCAUAGAUAUUAAGAGCCCUUUUUUGAAAAGGGCAGUUUGAUAGCUAGGUUUCAUCUUUUGGUUGCACAUUGAAAAAGUAAAUUAUAUUGGUCAAAUUUAGCUGAUGAUUCUUACCAUGUAUCAUAUAUCGAAUUCCUCUGUGCCAUAAAGGUCCUCAGUGCUGGUCAUCCUUUUCCCAUAAGAACCAUGCACAAUCAUAUUGUUCAUUUAUUCAUUUUCUCACACAGUAAGGAAAAGUCUCUAUCAAGCAUAAUAAUUAUUAGCAUUAAGUGCCUAAAUAUUUUAACCGACCUUCCAGGAAUCGUCUUUGCUUAGAGAUAUACAUGACUGAAGGGGUUGAUAUGUUGGGCACAAAAUCUUUUUCUGAUCAAGCAGUCUUUAUUUUUGCUGCAGUACACUCUUUCCAUCAGCUGAAAUUUGACCAAUGUCAGGCCUCCCCCAUACAUAUGGUGAAGCAAACCUGAGUCAAAAAAGCACAAGACCAUUUGUAUGUUAGUAUAUGGGCUUUGGAUAAGAUGUUGUGUGGUCUUUGUGCUCCUGGAAAUUGGUGCAUCUAAUUUAUAUAAAUAUUAUUACAACUACCUCUUCUAUAAAGCAACAUACAUAUUAAUUUGUAGUUGUAUUUAAAUCUAAAUUUUGUGUAUUGGUGACACAUAGUGCCAUUUUUGCAUUACUUUGUCCAUUUUGAUUACUAAUUCUAACAGAUUACUUCAAAAAAGAGUAAUUGCACAGACCUUGUAGCAUCACUUGCCAAUAAUGACAUUUAUGGUGACACCUCUGGUUAUUUAUUGGAAUUACACCUAUAGUGGUUUGCACAAUUGUUUUGUACAAAUGUAUAAAUUCUAUUAAAUGUACACUAUAUAUUAACAUUUGAUAUGUUUUUGUUUAAAAUGUUGUAAGGCAACACUGAUCGUUGUUUAAUUGUGUCUCCUUCUCAGAAGAUAUUUUUUUUAAAGAAAUUUAAAAACCCCUAGAAUUGCUACUGGAUAAAAAAUCCUUUCUUAUGGAAUCACAGAAAGGUACUUUCUUUUUUCAACCCAAUAGCUAUUGGCUGUUUUAAACUUUAAAUAUAUGAUAACCUGACUUAAAACAUGGUUGCCUUGUAAGCUCCCUUUUUUUAAUAUUUGUUUUUUUGAGUCAGCAGUUAUACUGACAGGUUCCAUUUCCAAUAAUUCCAUCGUGGUGUGAUUAAGUGCCUUGUACGAAAAAGAAGCCUUUCUGUUUGUCAUCUCCCAGCAUUAGUGAAAUAUAGCCCAACAAAUCCUUGCAUACUAAAUACAGAUUACUGGGUUUUUAUAGUUGAUAAGAAAAGUGGGAAAUAACCAAUUUUCCAGAGCUUUUUUCAAAUGUAUUUCUAAUCUAAUUUUUCUAACAUUGAUGCAGAGCUACUGACAACUGUACAUGAGAAUAAAUGCUUUUGUAUCAAGCUGAAA